AUUACUGAAAACAGUUCGCUCGGAUUCGAACCUCGGAAUUAAUGGCAGAUACGAAUUUAUUUUAGUCUCUAGCACGCACGCUUCACUCACACGUCUAAGAAAAUUUAUAGUCGUACACCUUAUUUUAGGGAUCCGCUCCGUUGGCCUUUGUUUUUCACGUGAAACGACACAAUAAUUUACAGCUAGAUGAUAACGGAGCGUUUUCAAAAGAUAAAAACCAUUCCAUUGUGGAUUAGUACGAUAAAAACCGUGCUUGAAGCAAAACGGCUACAGUGUUAUAACUAAGUACGUUCCUUUUCUCAGUUCUGUUUUGAUGAAAGAAAAAUGCUAAUUUUUCUCGCGAGUGUUACAAGUUUGCUGUCAUUUGUGGCAUCAGAAAGCUGCCUCUACCAGAGAUGUCUCGGCUGCCACCCAGAGGAGAUCAUCUGGACAGGUACAGUGAAGGAUUGUCAACCGUCAAACUGGGUGACUCCGGAAUGGGUGCACAACCUCGGGCACCCCCCACCACACACAGACUCCAGGAUACCUAUAGAAUACCGGUGCUUGAAGAUGGUCGCUACGCCAGAUGACAAAUCUUUUGGCAACACAGUGGACGUGAUACGCGGCUGCGUGCCCAGAGCGCAGGUGGACUCAGUCUGUCUCGGUCUGGUAGCGGUGGAGCGAGCGAGAGGUCACAGCGACGCGCGGUGCUCCAUCUGCAACCGCAACAACUGCAACUCUUCAGCGCGGGCGCAUGUGCAAAUCUUAGUGCUUUUAUUUAGCGUUAUACCAUACUUUGUGCUUAGAUGAGUGUGAAAUUGUGUGGAUGUUUUAUACGUUUUUUUCUAGACUUGUUAAGGGUACAAAUGUGUUUGAUAAUAUAUAGUUUGUAAUGUCAGGCAGUUACUAUACUAAGACUACUUUUAAAACGUUAUGUGUGACAUAACUCAGUAGAUUAUUUUGUGGGUAGAAGUUAUGUAUGAUAAAAGAUAACAAUAAUCAAAUACUAGUUGUAUGUACCUACUUUAAAGAGGAUAUUAUGUACCUGUUAUAGUAAGAAAAUACAAACAUUUUAAUAGAAGCAUA
Molecule: messenger RNA, 1065 nt
Organism: Pectinophora gossypiella (pink bollworm)
Lineage: Eukaryota; Metazoa; Arthropoda; Insecta; Lepidoptera; Gelechiidae
Exons: 3
Coding region: 325-789 (154 amino acids)
Source: RefSeq, a predicted model, not a curated record